Drosophila ananassae is the source of this 662-nucleotide messenger RNA. RefSeq lists its product as uncharacterized. The transcript has 4 exons. NCBI's taxonomy places the organism in Eukaryota, Metazoa, Arthropoda, Insecta, Diptera, Drosophilidae. The record is from RefSeq and is a predicted model, not a curated record. Bases 114 to 659 code for a protein of 181 amino acids.
GCAUAUUGAUAAUAUAAAGCAUGUUUCCAUGUCCGGUUACUAUGGGAGACGAUGCACCAAUCGUUUAUUGAACAAAUAAAAGCCAAAUAUAACGCAGAUUUUAAGGUGUUACAAUGGAUCCUGGGAAAGUAAUUGGAAAAGUGAAGGAGCAGGUGCGCAUGGAGCACAAGUCCCGGCGAAACUACCCAAAGGUCUGGACUCAGGUUGCCGACAAGGAUACCAACAAGUUCUACCACCAAAACGAGAUAGAUACCCAGCUAAAACCCCAACUAAAACUGAAAGAUCUUUGUCCGAUUACUCACACUAACCAGGGCGAAUCCCGCUUUGUUUCCCCGGAAAUGUACAAAAAUCUACUGGCUAUAUGCCGGUGUGGUCGAUCUCGGGAGGGUCUGCACAUGGGGAAGUGUCUACAAAGAACAGUGAGCCCUAACUACGAGCGAGCCAGGACACAGGAGGACCCAAAGCCCGAGGACAAAGGUGGGGAAGCGCCUCCCGAACCAAGGAUUGUGCCCUGUACUUCCAACUCAAACAUUGGAUUCCUGGGAACAGCAACUGACUAUCGAAAGCUGGAGAGGUCCAUGCAGUAUGUCUCACCGUCAUAUUCGAUGUCCGGUCCUCGGAUCACAGCUGUUCCAUACCACACCAUUAUUAUCGGCUGAAAU